AUGGCGUAUUCGGAUGACCCGGAGGACAGGAUAGCUGCGAUGGAUAAUCUUUGUCCGUGCCACGUUCGCAGACGGAUUGAUGCCGUAUGGGAAGCACUAUACCGUGGGCUUCAAGACCCCGACAUCAACGUUCGCAAGGCAGCGUGGCAUAUCCUUGACGAUGGCGGGCGACCGAACGAUCCGCAGUUGCAGCCAAUUCUUGAGAAGAUUGCAAAGAAAGAAACGGAUUCAAAACUACGCCAACGUGCAAUAGAUCUCAUUCAGUCUGUUAGACAGUUGGAGGAUAAGCAUCAGGAAUUGGCGGCACAGGGGGCGGAUUAUUUUCGUGGGAAAUGUGACUGGUGUGGUGAGGCAAACGUACAGGUAACCUACGAUUAUGAGACAGAGCUUGAUGGCACUGGUGGACAGAAAAGAUUUGCCCUAAUGUGUGCCGAUUGUGCCGGCGUAUCGCGUUAA
This is a messenger RNA of Geodia barretti, 456 nucleotides long. Lineage: Eukaryota; Metazoa; Porifera; Demospongiae; Tetractinellida; Geodiidae. The record is from the annotation of a GenBank genome assembly.